AUGGAUAGUCAAAUUAAGCAUGCUGUUGUGGUGAAAAUUAUGGGAAGGACUGGAUUCUUUGUAUUUUGUCUAUUUGUAAUGGAUAGUCAAAUUAAGCAUGCUGUUGUGGUGAAAAUUAUGGGAAGGACUGGAUCUCGAGGACAGGUCACUCAGGUUAGAGUUAAGUUUAUUGAUGACCAGAACCGUUUCAUCAUGAGGAAUGUCAAGGGACCAGUCAGAGAAGGUGACAUUCUUACCUUGCUUGAGUCUGAGAGAGAAGCUAGGAGACUCCGUUGA
Dovyalis caffra is the source of this 276-nucleotide messenger RNA. The record is from the annotation of a GenBank genome assembly. Lineage: Eukaryota; Viridiplantae; Streptophyta; Magnoliopsida; Malpighiales; Salicaceae.